AUGACUCUUAGUAAAGUGAAUGGAGAAGAUGGACUGGCGCCGACACCGCCUUUUAACUUCAUAACGCCUUCGAAGCUCAUGAUCGAUUUGCGAACCUACGACAACCAGUUGUUGGAACGCUGCCUCGCUGUAAUAAAUCAACUUCGACAGGAAGUUCAUGACAAUUGGUUUGAGGAUUUCAAGAACAGCCUCUAUAUCGAUCUCAAACGUGCUGGAAAACCAAAUGACGAGAUUAAAAAUGUAAUUUGUGCUCGAGGCCUGAAGGAAUACGCCAGUCGACUGUUUGAAGCGAUGCGUACCAACGAAGAUCUUCAUGCUAUCAACCCAACAAUUGCGGAGGCGUUAAUACAAGAAGCCACCUUCAGCCUUGCAGUAACUGAAUCGAAGGCUGAUCUCUGUGACUCCUGGUUAGCACAUGAAGUGACCACAGAGGCUCGACUCCAACGUGACCACCCAAUCCUCUGGUGCAUCCUUCCCUGGCGCAAGCAACAACUGUCUAAGAUCAAGGAGGCUUUUAUGCAGGUAGUCGACUAUUCCUUUCCUUUUUAA
Molecule: messenger RNA, 549 nt
Organism: Rodentolepis nana
Lineage: Eukaryota; Metazoa; Platyhelminthes; Cestoda; Cyclophyllidea; Hymenolepididae
Source: the annotation of a GenBank genome assembly